AAUAUGGGAUUCUGAUUUCUUAGAUUCCCAUCUCAGUAGCUCAUUCAACUUCUCUCUCUUUAAUUCCAAGUUCUUCUCUUUCUUGGUUACAUUGCUAUAAAUUUUGUAGCAGAAAUAAGGGGUUCUCCCUAAAAUUUCAUUGUUGCCUUGUGUCUGUCAUGGUGCUCUUGCCUGCACUGUGCUACUCUCAGGACUAUUUCGUACGGUCCAGAGCAACUUACUAUGGCAUUCCUGACUGCUUAGGGACUCCAAGUGGAGCUUGUGGGUUUGGAGAAUAUAGAAGGACUGCCAAUGAUGCGAAUGUGGCUGGGGUUUCCAGGCUCUACAAGAACGGAACCGGCUGUGGUGCUUGCUAUCAGGUUAGGUGCACAAACCCUUACCUCUGUACUGAUAAUGGGGUGAACAUAGUGGUGACAGACUAUGGCGAAGGAGACAACACCGAUUUCAUCCUCAGCCCCCGUGCGUACGCAAGGAUGGCACGAUCAGACACCGCAGCGCAGCUGUUUGCUUAUGGCGUAGUUGACGUAGAAUACCAGAGAAUCCCAUGUAGCUACGGUGGUUACAAGCUCCAGAUUAAGGUUAACGGACAUAGCAGAUACCCAAGUUACCUGGCCAUUGUAAUCCAGUACCAACCUGGCAACAAGGAAAUCCUAGCCGUUGAUAUUUGGCAGGUAAAACAUUGUUACAAUGCUAGUAGAAACUGAAUUCAGUAAUUUCAAAAAAGCAGGAGUCAAAAGCAUGCAGCAUUUAUACUUGUUGGCGAUGUGCGGGAGGAUUGUAAAGAAUGGAUAGGAAUGAGGAGGGCGUAUGGGGCAGUUUUC
Molecule: messenger RNA, 821 nt
Organism: Durio zibethinus
Lineage: Eukaryota; Viridiplantae; Streptophyta; Magnoliopsida; Malvales; Malvaceae
Source: RefSeq, a predicted model, not a curated record